Messenger RNA from Trichomonas vaginalis G3, 630 nucleotides. RefSeq names its product deoxynucleoside kinase family. The transcript has a single exon. Gene Ontology annotation, cellular component: cytoplasm. Gene Ontology annotation, molecular function: deoxynucleoside kinase activity. Bases 1 to 630 code for a protein of 209 amino acids. The record is from RefSeq and is a predicted model, not a curated record. Lineage: Eukaryota; Parabasalia; Trichomonadida; Trichomonadidae.
AUGAAGAAGUGCCCCAUCGUCGUUACUGGUCCAACAGGUUCUGGAAAAUCAACACAAUGCAGAAUGCUAUCCCAAUUACUCUCAAUUGACUACAUUCAUGAAUAUAUCGAUCUUCCAGGAGGCGAAGAGAUGCUUGGCAAACUCAUCGGUGGUGAAAUCUCAAUGAUCAACUUCCAGGACUAUGUUUUAGCCAAGUUUGACGAACAACUUGCUGAGUCAAAGACAGAUGUUUUCGUUAUUGAACGUCUCCCCGAAGAAUGCUCCAUGAUCUUUUGUGAUGGCGAUGAAACAGUUCUCAGCAAGGCACGUGCUGUCCAAAACAAGUAUGGAAUCACAGGAUUUGCUGGUGACAUGAAAGUCAUCACAAUCAACAACUACGGACAGAGCCCGAAUGCUGUCUUAAACGAAAUCCUUGGUACAAUCUUCGGUACCAAGAAUGUUACACCAGCUGACGUCCAGCAUCUUGCUAACACAUCUGGUGUUGUUAUUUAUCUUAAGUCUACACCAGAUCUUUGCAUGGAAAGAAUGAGAAAGCGCGGUCGUGGCCCAGAAGCCAAGACAAAAUACUCAUUCAUUGAAAAUAUGUGCAACAAGUACGAAAAUUAUAUUAAUCGCUUUACAAGCGUUUAA